Molecule: messenger RNA, 1059 nt
Organism: Exophiala xenobiotica
Lineage: Eukaryota; Fungi; Ascomycota; Eurotiomycetes; Chaetothyriales; Herpotrichiellaceae
Exons: 4
Coding region: 1-1059 (352 amino acids)
Molecular function (GO): arylformamidase activity
Source: RefSeq, a predicted model, not a curated record
AUGCUCGCGCAAAAAGCCAACGGGACUUCGAACGACAUCAAAGCGAAUGGCAAUGCUUUGCAUGUUCAGGAGGUUGUCAAGAGGGGCCGAGACGAUGUCAUAGUCCCUUCAUAUGCAGAUCUUCCACCUGUACAUGGCAUGCCGCAUGGCUGUACCUGGGGCCUCUGGGAUCGGCCAGCGCAGAAAGAUGAAUUGGGCACCCUCAACCUCUUGACACCCUCAACGAUGCUGGCUGCUAGGGACGAGAUCCAAUAUGGCAUCAGUGUCGCCAUCAAUUGGUCGCUCGACAACUGCGAAACACCUCAUUCAGGUCGGAGAAGACCAAAUCACAAGAUCAUGCAAUUACCAGACUGGGUUGGACAUGACGACGAAAUUCAGAUGAACACCCAAAGCGGUAGUCAAUGGGAUGGAUUCCGACAUUGGGCUCAUCAGCCGUCAAGAACGUACUAUAACGGUGUACCUCAUGCCGACAUUACCAGUCCAGCUGCUCCGGCCCGGAAUGGCAUCGAUCAAUGGUCGAAACAUGGAGGCAUAGUCGGACGCGGCAUUCUCCUGGAUUACUUUUCCUGGGCGAAGGACCGGGGCAUCCAGUACUCGCCAAUCGAGCGCCAUGCCAUUUCCGAAAAAGACCUUGAAUCAGUUGCAGCAUGGCAAGGCACGGAAUUUCGACAGGGCGACAUUUUGUUGAUCCGGUCAGGGUUCGUCAAGUGGUAUAAGGAGGCCAAUGCCGAUGACCGAAAACGAGGGACCGUGGACGGGUCAACGUGGGCUGGAGUUGAGGGCACCAGGGAGUCCGUGGAGUGGCUUUGGGAUCGUCACUUCGCCGCAGUUGGCGGCGAUGCGAAUGUUUUCGAAGCCUGGCCCGCAAAGGAUGAAAGAUGGCGCCUUCAUGAUAAUCUCAUUGCGCUGUUUGGGAUGCCUGUUGGUGAAAUGUUUGACCUGGAUGAGCUGGCGGACAUUUGCCAGAAGCUGCGGAAGUGGAGCUUCUUUUUCACGAGUGCGCCUCUGAACUUCCCCGGAGGGGUUGCAAGUCCGCCGAAUGCGAUAUGUGUACUUUAG